AUGGAGAAAGGUGAAUCUGGAAAGAAAGAUGAGAUCUACUGCACUUACUGUGUCCAGUCACCAGUGCCUGCCACAAGAACAUGUCUGCACUGCGAAGCUUCUCUUUGUGAAGAACAUAUUAAAGUCCACAGUAAGGCUACGGAGCACAUCUUGGUGGAACCCACCACUUCCAUCAAGGACAUGAAAUGUUCCAUCCACGAUAAGGUCAUUGAGUUUUGCUGUUCCAAGGAUGGAGCCUGUAUCUGUGUGUCAUGUUGUAUCAUCGGAGACCAUCGAGGUCACAAGGUGGACUCACUCAAAGAUGCCUUUGAGAAGCGAAAGGCAAGUAUUAAAGAUGCCUUGGAUAACUUGGCUUUGGAAAGUGAAGAAAAUGAGAAAGAACUUGACAGACUAUUGAAGAAACGAGACAACAUGAAAGGAGCGACCACGGGGGUCACAGAAAGGGUGGCUGCCCUUUUUCGAGAUAUGAAUGAACAGCUGGAGGCUCUUCAGUCCAGGGCCAUGAACGAGGUCUCCAGGCAGGAGCAGAAAGUUAUAUUCCGAGUCAAUGGUUCGACUGAACAACUUGAAAAAAAGAAGGAUGAGCUCUCGAAAAAGAUAAAUCACCUCAAGGAGCUGCGCAAUGUGACCAAUCCAUUAACGGUGCUGAAGGGAACAUCUCAUGAAGUGGUCAAGCGUAGGAGUUCUCAAAGAGCCAGUGAAGGCGAUAAAGAUAUUCAAGUAUCUACUAGUGUAGAUGAGGGCCCCAUAUCCCUCAUCCUACACAUAGGGCUCUUAAACUUUGCAGAGAGCCUGCAGGAUCUCAAGGCCUUACGACAGUUUACAGGUCUUAAGAAGACAAACAUCACGUUAGAUGUGAACACCGCUCAAAAUAAAAUUAACAUAUCCAGCGAUCUGAAAUCCGCUUCUCACUCCACAACAUCUCAGAAGUAUCCGGAAACCCCUGAGAGGUUUAAGUCAUGUCAAGUCUUGAGCACCAAUGAAUUUACCUCUGGACAACAUUACUGGGAAGUGGAUGUGAGCGAAGCCAAGAGGUGGAUCAUUGGGGUGGCCUUUAAGAGCAUUGAGAGAAAGAUCGCUGGUAACGAGUCAUUUCUUGGAUACAACAAUAAGUCAUGGACCUUAUUUUUCCAAAAAUUUCUUGGAGCCUCUCACAACAAUAUACAGAACACAGUAGUCUCGGAUUCCGUAGUGCAAGGAGUUGGGAUCUACCUCGACUAUGAUGCCGGGUACCUGUCCUUCUACCAGCUGAACCCCACCAGACACUUGCACACCUUCACCUCCACCUUCUACGAGCCUCUACUUGCCGCGUUCUACGUAUUUGACAAUAGCUGCAUUAAAAUUAAAAGCUAA
Bufo bufo (common toad) is the source of this 1353-nucleotide messenger RNA. RefSeq names its product tripartite motif-containing protein 16-like. The transcript has a single exon. Bases 1 to 1353 code for a protein of 450 amino acids. Lineage: Eukaryota; Metazoa; Chordata; Amphibia; Anura; Bufonidae. Gene Ontology annotation, molecular function: protein binding; zinc ion binding. The record is from RefSeq and is a predicted model, not a curated record.